This is a messenger RNA of Mauremys mutica (yellowpond turtle), 4848 nucleotides long. RefSeq names its product AGBL carboxypeptidase 5 (gene AGBL5). Gene Ontology annotation, molecular function: metallocarboxypeptidase activity; zinc ion binding. NCBI's taxonomy places the organism in Eukaryota, Metazoa, Chordata, Testudines, Geoemydidae. The transcript is spliced from 13 exons. The coding region runs from base 314 to 2485 and encodes 723 amino acids. The record is from RefSeq and is a predicted model, not a curated record. Gene Ontology annotation, biological process: proteolysis; protein deglutamylation.
CGUUGCUCUGAGGUGUGGGGGCCGGCCAAUGGGCGGGCACGUUGUUGUUGUCGGGCCGGCCGUUGUUUGGUGUCGAGCGGGGCCGGGCUCCGGGGAGUGGUGAGGAGCGGGCAGCCGGGGCCGGGCAGGUGGAGGUUCACCAGCUUGAACAAUGAUUUGUACUUAGAACCAUAAAAAGCAGGAGGGAGGAGGAUCCGCAAGCAAAACAUCUAUAUUUGGAAGCCUGUUUCAUCCAGCAGCUCUCAGGAACAGCCCCGCAGCAGCCUUGGUGCAGACAAGAGGAUGAAAUCGCACUCUCGGUGGGGGACUAAACAUGGAGAUACGCUGCGGCGGCCUCUUGUUCAGUUCCAAAUUUGACUCAGGGAACCUGGCCCAUGUGGAGAAGGUGGAACACCAGGAUGGAGAGGGGGACGUAGCUGGGAACAACAGCAGCAGCAGCAGUACUACUGUGUCUGCGGUGUUUGGCAGUUCCCUGCCCACGGCUGACUAUGAAUUCAAUGUGUGGACCAAGCCCGACUGUGCUGAGACGGAGUAUGAAAAUGGGAACAGAUCCUGGUUUUAUUUCAGUGUGAAGGGAGGCGCUCCAGGCAAGCUGAUCAAAAUCAACAUCGUGAACAUGAACAAGCAGAGCAAACUCUAUUCCCAAGGCAUGUCGCCUUUCGUUAGGACCCUGCCUGUCAGGCCCCGCUGGGAGCGCAUCCGGGAGCGGCCCACCUUCGAGAUGAUGGAGACCCAGUUUGUGCUGUCCUUUGUGCACCGCUUCCUGGAGUACCGUGGCACCACCACCUACUUUGCCUUCUGUUACCCCUUCUCAUACACGGAGUGCCAGGAGAUGCUGGCCCAGCUGGACAGCCGCUUUGAGGAGUGUCAAUACAUGUCACCCAGCAGCACCCUUGACUCCAUCUAUUACCAUCGAGAGCUGCUGUGCCGCUCCCUGGACAAUCUGCGGGUGGACUUGCUCACUGUCACCUCGUGCCAUGGCAUGAGGGAGGAGCGCGAGCCCAGGCUGGACAGCCUAUUCCCUGAUGAAGCCACUCCUCGUCCGCAUUGCUUUGCAGGGAAGAGGGUCUUCUUCCUGAGCAGCAGAGUUCACCCAGGGGAAACGCCCUCCAGCUUCGUCUUCAAUGGCUUUCUGGAGUUCAUCCUGCGGGAGGACGAUCCCCGAGCCCAGAUGCUGAGGCGCAUGUUCGUCUUCAAGCUCAUCCCCAUGCUGAACCCAGAUGGCGUGGUGCGAGGCCAUUACCGAACUGACGCCCGGGGGGUGAACCUGAACCGCCAGUAUCUGAGCCCUGAUGCAGAGCUGCACCCUGCUGUGUACGGAGCCAAAGCCGUGCUCCUUUACCAUCACAUCCACAGCCGUGGCCCACCCGGUGCUCCUGACUGGAGGAUACAUGCCUCCCCGCUCACCUCCAGCUCGCUAAGCACAAAAUCUUCCAACCAUUCCAUCCGCAACUGCACCGUGGCCCCGGAGGCUCCUCUGUCGGAGCUGGAGAAAGCCAACAACCUCCGCAACCACCCCAGCACCCAUCUCACGCUUUCUCAGGACCCCCAGCCGCUGGAAGCACCUGCUGCUGAGCUGGGGAACAAGGACCAAGCUGUGUGGAUCUUGCCUUCGGAGCCCACCGGGGAGCACUGUGAGAGGGAAGCCGAGACCGCCCCGUCAGUGGCUCCCCUGGAAGCCGUCCUGCCCCAGGAGAGCGGGCUGGCGUACUACGUGGAUCUGCACGGGCACGCCUCCAAACGCGGCUGCUUCAUGUACGGCAACAGCUUCAGCGAGGAGAAUGCCCAGGUGGAAAAUAUGCUGUUCCCGAAACUCAUCUCCUUGAACUCAGCUCACUUUGACUUCAUGGGCUGCAACUUCUCCGAGAAGAACAUGUACGCCAGAGACAAGCGGGACGGGCAGUCGAAAGAGGGCAGUGGCCGAGUGGCUAUCUACAAGGCCUCGGGCAUCAUUCACAGCUACACACUGGAGUGCAACUAUAACACUGGGCGCUCGGUGAACAGCAUCCCCAUGGCCUGCCACGACAAUGGGCGGGCGAGCCCUCCACCCCCUCCAACCUUCCCCACCAAGUACACCGUGGAGCUGUUUGAGCAGGUUGGACGGGCGUUGGCCAUCGCGGCGCUGGACAUGGCAGAAUGUAACCCCUGGUCCCGGCUUGUCAUGUCUGAGCACAGCAGCCUCAACAACCUGCGAGCCUGGAUGCUGAAGCACGUGCGCAACCUGAAGGGCAUGGCUGCCUUCUCCCGCAAGAAGGGCUCCAACGGGCUGCCCGCCUUGAGCUCCGAGAAUGCCCUCUCCCGGGCCAGGAGCUACAGCCAUGGCACCAGUGGGAGCAGCGGCAGCCAGCAGAACUCGCCCCAGAUCAAAGCCUCACCCAGCUUCACCUUCAGCUGUAACAGGGCUGGUGGCCCCGCAGGCGGGAGUCAGAGCCCUCAGAAAGGCAGCCCGAGGGUCCUGGCACCAGUGAGAGUGGUCUUGCAAUGAGGACAGCGCCUGUUGACCUCUGCAGCCCACUCACUCACCAGACCUUUGCAGGGGGUUAGCACCAGGACUUCCAGGAAGAGGAGCUCCAGAUCCCGUCACAGACAACUCCGGUGCCAAGAAGCCUAGGUCACCACAGAGACCUGCGUUUCCAAAGACCUCACAGCCCCAAAAGGGUACCACUGAGGUGCCAAGUUCUCCAGGUACAGAGAUUUCAGGUACUUUUAAGUCCCACAGUACCCAGCAUUAUUUGGUAUUGCCCAGGCAUGAUCGUGGUGCAAGGGAUUCUAAGGACUCUGCAUCAAAGAAAUUGGUACCGAAGGUGGGUCCUGCUUCCAUGUGAUCUACAGUAUCCAAGUUGACGUUGCAAACUGAUCAACUGGUGCUAUCAAUGCCAACAUCAUCCUUGGUACCACCACUUCCCACCUCAGAGCUUCGCCAGGUUUCUGUGCAGAUUCACUGGUACCGCAUGCAUUUCAGGUUCUCCAGAGACUUGUUUGUCUCAGAUGAACCCACCUCCUUCCUACUAAAGAGUACACGGAGACUCUUGGUACCGGAAUGUUGUCUGUCACUGCAUCAUUCUCUAGCACCACCUUGUUCCCAGGUACCCACUAGAAAAGGACAAGCAACCUGCUUUAACACCAGCCCUUCUGCUCCUCCCAUGGACUAUGAGCAGGAUAGCUCCUCUAACUCUGGUUUCCAUGUGAGAUUCACUUAGUUCCCAGCCCAGAGCUACCUCUCUUUUCUGAGAGAGAAACUCCAAGACACAGACAGACUGCUGUCACUCCACAUUCUUCCUGGUAUGAUCAACCCUGGAUGCCCCACUUUUUCCUUAUGGCCCCCCUCAGUUGCUGUAUUGGGACUCAAGGGGGUGCUUAUCGGCAACAAUUCUCCAGAGUGGCCAGCUACACUGGUGAUGACCACCAGAGGAGUGAUCACCAACUCCUCCUGUCCCUCCACAUCAGCCUCUGCACCUUCGGAGGAAGCUACGCCAAUAACUAACCUCUCCUGCUCGCCCCGCAUACACAGAUUAUUUUAAACAGUUCCAGGAGCUUAUGAAGAGGAUCUAACUCCCUCCAGAUCCCCUUGGAGGAGGUCCAUGAGACCCACCAUGAACUUUGAGACGUCCUGUAUACUGCCACUUUGAGUCCAGUAGCUUUGCCUGUAAACAAGGCUUUACCUGAACCUCCCAAAACAAUCUGGCAGACCCUGGCCACCAACCUCCAACUGGUAAAAGGGCAGAUCAUGUUCCUGAUAAAGGUUCUGAAUUUCUGCCAACCAUCCCCCAGCACCUAACUCCUUGGUCGUGGAUGCUGUGGCUGAGCGAAGUAGACAACCCCACAAGGCCACACAGCAUAGUAAAGACCCCAAAUGCCCUGUUGUUGUGUUUUUAGGCUCGUUUAGAUUAGGGGUUUUGCACUGAGUAGGGAUACUUACAUCGCCGACCUGGUGGAUCGCAGCAUAAAGAAGCAGGUUUAAGAGAUGUGCAUUGUGCCUGAAAUGCCUAGGUGAGACUCAUUCUCUGGCACCUGGUGCUAGCUGCAGCACACUUACUCCUUGGCAGACAGAACAGACUUCUGACCCUUCUGUUACAAGAGCCCUAAUCAGUCGAACCUCUGGGCUCCGAUAAUUGGAAAGGAAGGCUAGGAGACCUGAAUCAGCUCCAAGCCCCAGCCGGCGAAGGGAAACUGGGUUGACCUGGUGGCGCGGAAGGGACUUUGAAAAAUUCCCCCGGCCCGGAAGGCAAACUGGCCACCAGGUCACCCCCAUUGAGACUAUUAAGCCUCCCCCCGGACCUGCCGGGGUGGGGGUCGACUAUUAAGCCCCUCCCGGACGUUAUACCCCCCUCCCCACCCUUUUCAGGGACCCUUCCCAGGAGAGGUUAUUGAUGACAUAAUACAAGCUCCGUUGCAAGCAGGAGCUAUAGAAGAAGUAUGAUUAACUUCCAGAAACACAGGGUUGUAAUCCCAAUACUUUCUAAUCCCAAAAAAGAAUGGAGAGCUCUGAACAAUUCUUGAUCUCAGAGCUUUAAACGGACGCAUUAGGAAGAGUCAGUUCCGGAUGCUAACCCUGGUUGUGAUUAUUCCUUCCCUGUCUACUCUGGUUUGGUUCGCUGCUGUCGAUCUCAAAGAUGCACACUUCCAUAAGACCUUCCCAUUGCAAAUACUUACCUUUUACCCUUGGUCCAGAGCACCACGCCCAGAGUUCAUACCCAGCAUCUGGCUCCGGCAGCAGUAUAUCUGAGCCGAGAAGGGAUUUUCAUCUUCCCUUACUUAGAACAUAAGAACGGCCGUACCGGGUCAGACCAAAGGUCCAUCUAGCCCAGUAUCUGUCUACCGACAGUGGCCAAUGCCAGGUGCCCCAGA